AUGCCAUACGAAUUCACAUUUGUGAAGCUACCCUAUAAAAAUAUGAGGCAAUGGAAUCUUUGCAUGGUGUUGGAAAGGCAGUCUACAGGCCAUAGUACUUCUCAGCCAUCUGGUCAAGCAUGCCAAAAAAAUGUAAAAGAUUUUGAAAAGGACAUCAAGGGACACACUUCAGAGGCUGUGUUUCAUCAGACUGAGGCAUUAGGGAAAUUGAGGGAAAAUGGAGCCGAGUGCAUAUCUGCUUCUAUAAAUGGAAAACAGAAUUCCUCUCUUCUCCCCAAAGAUGAUAAACAACCUCUAUCUGACAGCAAAAUACACAAGAGGAUAGAGAAUGAUGACACUCCUCCGGCUAUCUCUCAUCAGCUAGAGGAAGUCUUACCAGUGGCCAUGUUUAAUGACUGUAAAAAAUCGUUAUCAGGAAAAAUUAUAGCACAGGAUUUUCCAAACACGGUAGAAGCCUUAAAGCCAGAAAAAGGCAAAUUUAUUAGAGAAGUCAAAUGCGGGGCUUUCAGUGUGCAAGUGGAAACCACAAAAAGCAUUUCCUGUAAAACAAGAGCACAUUUCCCCACAAAAAGGCGAUGUCCAACAUGUCACCAGCAUUAUUCUGUCCAGCAAGCACAGAGAGGCUCCAGAUCUUCGGGCAACUUCUCUAAAUACAGUACUGCAUUGGCAGAAAAUUUCAAACACAAGGUUCCAUGUACAUGGAAAAGAGAGGCUUCUAGAAGUGAGAUCCCUUCUAUGAACAUAAGCAUUGUAGGAAAAGAAAUUUUGGUUGAAUACAUAAGUAAAAAACAGAGCAUACUCAUCAAUAUCUCUCAUCCUAAAAGCGUAGGAAAAUCUAUAAAACAUAGAAAAAGUUCCUUGACUCACACCAUGAAAAAACCCUGUGACUCUCCUUCACAGCCUGGUAUAAAUCACCCUGAAAAUCGGAGGCUUGAAAACCAGAAUCCAAGUUCAAAUGCUUUGAAUGAUGCUCCCUGUGGUGUGAAUGCUGUCCAGAAAGAGAAUUCAGACACAGUUGUGGUUUCUCUAAGCUCACCUCCCAUGGGAGAGAAAACGAAACCCAACACACAGCCUUCAGCCCCAGAUGAUUCUAAGGGGGGAGAUCCUGCUACCUCUCAACAGAAGGUCUUCCAAAUGCCUCAAGACAGCCCCUCAAAACAGCAUUUCUUCCCAGCUAACACUUGUCUUCCUGUCUCAUCUGAAACCUUAAGGACCACACGUUUACAUAAUAUGGAUUUAAGUAAAAUGUCUUUUGAGGAUUCCAGGGAUGUAGAUAAAGAGAGGAAAACCAGUUCUGGUGUCAGGGAAAAUAUCACUUCAGAUUCCCAAGCACAGACAUGCACAGCAGGAACCAAUGGUCCCCUAAGAACUAUGAAUAGCAUGAUUCCCACUCAAGGUGCCUCAGGCUCUAAGUUUCGUUCUUUGUCUUUUCCAACCAUACAGCUCUUGGGAGAAAAAGCAGACAACAUGGGCUCCAGAGGUGACAAAAUUCUACCACGAGAAGACUAUGAGUGCUCAAAUUCUAUAUUCUUCCCUGUCAGUGAACCUGCUUUGGUGUCUUCUCCGUUACUUGGUCCGUCCCACUGGGUCACCAGAUAUUCAGAAUCUAUAGAGACUCCUGGGGACACACUUCCCCCUAGCCAAUAUAUUGGUGUUGAGAGAGAGAAGGACAAAGUACAUGGUGCUGUGAUUUGCAGAGGUAUUAAUGAGACUGUUUUUCAUAAUGAAUCUUCUGUGGACACACAACUAUUGGAAAGGAGGAGUUCAUCUAUGAAGAUUGCAUCCUGCAACAGCCCAGUUUCAAAGAGCCCACUUCAUGGCAAUAUACAGAGCUCUGUGGAAUGGGAUCAAACAGAGGACCAUGCAGAUCAUAUAGAGAUGACAGCCCUGGGCAGAACAGAAGUGCCAGCCAUGUCCUCUAUAACUAAUGUGUUGGAACAGAGACUCACUCCUCAAAAUCACAAAGAAGGUGCAGUUGUGUCUAACUGUCCCAUGGCGACAAGAAACCUUAGAGAGUCAGCCAGCUACCUGGAAAGUGUUGAAGAUGACAGAUGCCAGGCACCACCACUUGUGAAGAACACGUGCCACAGAGAUUUUGAAGACCUAAUUAGCGAGUAUCAAAAUGAAAACUGUGUUCAAAUGGACUUUCCGCCAAAUUCCGUUGACUCCACCUGUACGGCACAUGCUACAGAAAAGCUAUUUCUUUUUGAUAAGGGACUAAGCAUUAAUGAAGAUCCGAAUAGUAAUGGAGGUGACAAAAGCCUUGGACUUAACAACUUCCAACAGGACGCAGCAGAGUGCCAAAGGAUUGCAUCAAGAGCACACUUUGAAGAAAAGGAGCACAAAAGUGACCUCACAGAAACUUCCUACCACCCUGCAGACAUAUUGUUGUCUCCUCAGAAGCAGAAGGCUCUAAAAGACGAGAAUUUGGAGAUCACUAAGGCGCGAAAGCUGUCGCAGGAAUUGGCUCUAAGAGGUGGAAGAGCCAGUGAUGGUUCCCAGGAAGAAGCAAUAGACCAGUGGGCCAGGAGGAGGCAGCAGUUCAAGGACGGCAAGAGGUGCAGCUCAGCUGGGGCCAGCUCGCUCAUCAGCAACUUGACUGAAGGCUCCAUCACCUCUGAUGAUGCUCAUUCUGUGGAUCUGGGCUUUCGAGUUGAUAUUGAAGAAAAAGGAUUCUACACGGAGAACUUCCAUUCCACCGCAUGGGUCUUCCGGGGGGAUGGUGGGAAUCCUGAAGAAAGCCCCAGGUGUCUUAGUAAAAAGCCAAGACCAGUCGCUGUUCGUGAACGAACUGUGCGACUAUUCAAAGGAACUGGAGAUUAUCCCUGGGGAUUCCGGAUUCAGUUCUCCAAACCCAUCGUGGUAACUGAAGUGGAUACCAACAGUGCUGCUGAGGAAGCUGGACUUCAGAUCGGAGACGUGGUGCUGUCUGUCAACGGCACUGAGGUCACCAGUGUUGAGCAUGCAGAAGCUGUGCACCUUGCAAAGAAAGGUCCAGACAUCUUGACAAUGGUGGUAGGAUCCGACAUCAGCCGCUGUCCAAACACCCCGUGGCCCACCUGCCGUGGCUACCUGCACAAGAGGACUCACACGGGCUUUGUGAAGGGCUGGAGGAAGAGGUGGUUUGUGCUGAGGCAUGACAGCUGUCUCCUCUAUUACAAACACAGAAAGGAUGAAGGGAAGUGGCCACCUCUAGAUGUAAUAAAAUUAGAAGGAGCAGAAAUUGACAUUGACAACAGCUUGGGAAAACCAUUUGUGUUUAACUGUAUGCCACAGUCUGGGAGUAGAAUAUUUUGCCUCUGUGCGACUUCAAACCAAGAGAUGAAAAGGUGGCUUGAGGCAAUGUACAAAGCAGCCCGUCCUAUCCGCCAGAACCAUGUCUGGGAAGAUGUCACGCUGCACAACAGUAGCCUCCCACCUCUGGCCAUCAAACACCCUGAAUGUCUAGGCCUUCUGCAUCAGCUGGAGACAAGCACAGAUGAGUGGGUCCAACACUAUUGCAUUCUGAAGGAUGGCUGCUUGUACUUCUAUGCGAGCAUUCGCUCCACUCAGGCGUCAGGUGGCCUAUAUCUUCAAGGAUAUAGGGUGACUGAACAGACCCACGGCUUUGAGCAAUCCGUAAUUGAACUCAAGCCUUCAUCAGAAGAGUUCAAGACUUUCUAUUUCUGUGCAGAAAAUAAAACAGAAAACCAGCGCUGGAUCACAGCUUUGAAAACAUCUAUCAAAAAAUGGCUUCCUUUGGACCAAGCUAUUCAAGAGUUCAUGAACCGACCUCUAGAGGAGACCAGAAUGUGAAAGAAACUCCAAUUAAAAAGACAGAUUCCACAAGGCCGUUCCCAGCUUGAGGAAAGAAGUGAAACACUUCUUUCCCAACGCUCUGAAACGCAGUUUUUCAAAUGGAUCUACUUCUUAUGCAUUAAAACCUGGAACCACUCGCCACCAUCAGCGUUCAAGCAUUGCACUUACAUUAUAGCCGAGGCUGCUUACAUGUACACCAGGGUACCCCCAGCACCCUACCUCCAGCUCUUGAAGACAUAAAUGAACAUGUAUUUGUCUCAUUUUUUAAUACUCUUUGCUAAAUGUUUCAUUCAGUACUUUGGCCGCAAACCUCAAGGGAAAUCUUUGGGCCAGGACACAGGACAUUAGAGAAAA
Molecule: messenger RNA, 4152 nt
Organism: Acomys russatus (golden spiny mouse)
Lineage: Eukaryota; Metazoa; Chordata; Mammalia; Rodentia; Muridae
Exons: 12
Coding region: 1-3795 (1264 amino acids)
Molecular function (GO): protein binding
Source: RefSeq, a predicted model, not a curated record